Acanthoscelides obtectus is the source of this 626-nucleotide messenger RNA. NCBI's taxonomy places the organism in Eukaryota, Metazoa, Arthropoda, Insecta, Coleoptera, Chrysomelidae. The record is from the annotation of a GenBank genome assembly.
UACAUCAUCGCCAACAUCAAUUUAACAUAAAAAACAAAAACUUCGUCGCCAAGGAAUUAGUUUACAGGAAAAGUCAAAAAUCAUCACAACAUUUCGUAAGUUACCAUAAAAAAAUCUUGAAGAUGGCCGAAAUGAACGGAAAUUUUUGUGUAAAAUGCGAAGAGAAGAAAGUAAUCCAGACUGAGAAGAUGCUGAAAUGCAACGGCAACUGCAACAAAGGGUUGCAUUACACUUGCAGUUCGUACAAUACGUCUGAACUGCAAUUUCUCGAAAGCAACAAGAACAACAUCAAAUGGUUCUGCGAUGGGUGUUCCCAAAGUAACACCACAGUGAGGGUGUCCCAGUGAUGAAGACAUUCGCACAAGUUCACGAUAAAACCCAAACUGCUGUUCUGAACUCUCGCUUAUCUUAUUUGCAAUCUGCUUUUUCAAUAUGUAAUUUAAUGCUGCUAUUUUAAAACCGUCUGUAUUCAAGGUGAGACGUGUCUUUCUCAAAAUGACAACCAUGACUAGAUAAGGAAAAGAGAAGAACGGCAGUUGCAUUAUUUUCAUCUGUUCAAUGCCUUUUUUUGUAAUACCGUUUUAAUUGAAGUAAACUUUCUUAAUUUAGAUUUGGUUACUUUUUAA